AUGGGUGAUGUUGAGAAAGGCAAGAAGAUUUUUGUUCAGAAGUGUGUCCAGUGCUGCACCAUGGAAAAAGGAGGCAAGGACAAGACUGGGCCUAAUCUUCAGGAUAUCUUUGGGCAGAAGAUGGGUCAGGCUGUUGGAUUCUCUUACAUAAAUGUCAAUAAGAACAAAGGCAUCACUUGGGGAGAGGACGCACUAAUGGAGUAUUUGGAGAAUUCCAAGAAGUACCUCCCUGGAACAAAAGUGAUCUUUGCCGGCAUUAAGAGGAAGGUAGAAAGGGCAGACUUGAUAGCUUAUCUCAAAAAUGCUACUAAUGAGUAA
Piliocolobus tephrosceles (Ugandan red Colobus) is the source of this 318-nucleotide messenger RNA. Its product is annotated as cytochrome c-like. The transcript has a single exon. The coding region runs from base 1 to 318 and encodes 105 amino acids. Gene Ontology annotation, molecular function: heme binding; electron transfer activity. The record is from RefSeq and is a predicted model, not a curated record. NCBI's taxonomy places the organism in Eukaryota, Metazoa, Chordata, Mammalia, Primates, Cercopithecidae.